AUGCCAAGUCCUCCUCCCAAUGCUUACUCACCAGGUACGAAAUUGACCGUGGGAAGCCAUAAAAUAAGUAUUACUAAAUAUAUCUCAGAGGGUGGUUUCGCUCUUGUAUACACUUGUACAAUCGAGCCACCUUUUCGAGGAUCUAAGAUAGCAUGUUUGAAGCGGGUAGUUGUGCCAAAUAAAUGGCAGUUAUCAUUAUUGAGACAAGAGGUCGAUGCUAUGAGGCGAUUGAGAGGAAAUGAAUAUAUUGUUUCAUAUAUUGACUCUCAUGCUUCGAGAAUGAAAACCCCAACGCUGAAUCUGUCAAGCUCGGACCAACAACAGUAUGAAGUAUUUUUGUUAAUGGAAUACUGUGAGAAGAAUGGACUAAUAGAUUUUAUGAAUACUCGAUUGACUCAUAAAUUGACUGAGCCUGAAAUAUUGGAGAUAAUGCAUGAUGUUACUAUUGGAGUGGCCAUGUGCCACCAUUUGAAACCUCCUUUGAUUCAUAGAGAUAUCAAAAUAGAGAAUGUAUUGAUAGACUCCGGUGGAAAGUACAAGCUUUGUGAUUUUGGCUCCGCGGUAGGCUACCAACCAGCUCCUAAAUCAGCACAAGAAUUGCAAACUCUCCACGACGAUAUCAUGCAUCAUACUACACCUCAGUACAGGGCUCCUGAGAUGAUAGAUUUGUCGAAAGGGUUUCCAAUUGAUGACAAGCUGGAUAUAUGGGCUUUGGGGUGUUUUUUGUACAAAUUAUGUUACUAUACUACUCCUUUCGAACUGCCCAAUCAGAAGUCGAUGCAAGAUUUAGAACAGACAAUAUUAAAUUGCUCUCACACUUUAAGAUUCAGAGAUCAACCAGGACUGAUUUUUUCUCCAAGAUUGAAAAAUGUGAUUAAAUGUUGUUUGAGAGAAGAUCCAAGGCGGAGGCCGAAUGCUGCUCAGCUCUUGGGUGAAAUCUGUUCAAUGCAGGGCAGGAAGUCGGUUCCCAAUAUAAUACCUUUGAGCGUUAGGGAGCUUCAGGUAAAGAACUUAAAAUCUGGGACUAAAAGCAAUACUUCAAUUGCCAAUGAUAGCUCAUUAUCUCUCCACAAGAGUGUCACCGAGCCUCCAGUAAAAGAUACUAAUAGUCUCCAAGAAGUGACCCCAAAGACGAAAGAUCCGUUUGCAUCUAUUGAUAAAACGAAGUUUUUGCAAUCAGUUUCUACCCCUGAUGUCGCAAGACGUGAAGGCGAUGUGCAUUCUAGGCCAAAAUCAACAUAUAUCCCUUCAAGCUCUCAUUUAAACAAUGUAUAUCCAUCGCGACCCAUGAGCACUUACAUUAACAAAGAUGAUCAUUAUAGAUCGUUUUCCCCAAACAAUUCUACACAUUCGUUGAAAGAUUUUGUCAAUAGCCAAUUGAGAAGCAACGAAUAUAUGGCAACUUCUAAUGAGUAUGAUUCAGGCACAUUAGAUUUCUUACGAACUAAGGAAGAAGAAAACCACUUAGGACUGAGGCAGAGCACCGGUGGAAGUCUUAAGAAUACAAUAAAAAGCUCGUUACGGAAAAUCAGCACUGGUGGCAGUAGUACCCAAAGUUUGGGUUAUAAUCAAACUGGCGCUGAAACAUCUACUAAGAACAAGAGAUCAAGUGUGUCAUCCAUCAGAAAUGUUUUCAGUAAACGAAAAACAAGCAGCAGUCCGGAAUCUUUCAGCGAUGAAGUAACACAAGUACAUGAAGAACCUCAGAUCCGGAAAUUGUCCAUCCAACGGCGGAUGCAGCUACUUUUUGAUAAUUCAAAGGACAGCUCCAUUAAAAAGACUGCUGAUGGAUAUGGCAAAUAUACAGAUACAGCAGCAGUUGAAGACAUAGCAGCCAUCAAUAAUGAAAGCAUCUCAACACUGGCUAAAGAAAAGUCAUCUUCAAGCACUGACUUAACUAAGCCUACAAGAAAGGUUCGUGCAUUAACUCCUCCCAAGGUUCCCCGUAGUCUAUCACAACAUCAGUUCAGUUCUACAGCUAAGAGCUCUAUUACUACCCCUUCAUCUACUAUGUCUGAAAAUAAAAUUUCAAGAAAAGCACCAAAAGAGCUACUUAAGAAAGCACCUCCGAAGCCUAAGAAGCCAAUUUAUUUGAAAUCAGUGGACUCCUAUCAAAAGCAUGAUAGGAAGCCGAGCGAUGCCAGUGACACUUCCCUUCCGGAUGUUGAUGACUUAGAGAGGCAUUUUUCAAGAAGAUUUCCAAGUUUUGUUUAG
Priceomyces carsonii is the source of this 2214-nucleotide messenger RNA. It is a transcript of the gene PRK1, whose product is annotated as serine/threonine protein kinase. The coding region runs from base 1 to 2214 and encodes 737 amino acids. Gene Ontology annotation, molecular function: protein serine/threonine kinase activity; ATP binding. Gene Ontology annotation, biological process: protein phosphorylation; actin filament organization; actin cortical patch assembly. Lineage: Eukaryota; Fungi; Ascomycota; Pichiomycetes; Serinales; Debaryomycetaceae. The transcript has a single exon. The record is from RefSeq and is a predicted model, not a curated record. Gene Ontology annotation, cellular component: cytoplasm.